Messenger RNA from Sparassis crispa, 3690 nucleotides. RefSeq names its product DNA-directed RNA polymerase II subunit RPB2. Gene Ontology annotation, molecular function: ribonucleoside binding; DNA binding; DNA-directed RNA polymerase activity. The transcript is spliced from 10 exons. The coding region runs from base 1 to 3690 and encodes 1229 amino acids. Gene Ontology annotation, biological process: DNA-templated transcription. Lineage: Eukaryota; Fungi; Basidiomycota; Agaricomycetes; Polyporales; Sparassidaceae. Gene Ontology annotation, cellular component: RNA polymerase II, core complex. The record is from RefSeq and is a predicted model, not a curated record.
AUGAGCCAAGCUACAGACCUCGAAGCAUCGCGCAGCUAUGAUGAAACUGGGUAUGGUAUGGAUGAAGACGAAGAGGAGUACGAGGAAAUUACACAGGAGGAUUGUUGGACGGUCAUCUCGAGCUUCUUCGAGCAGAAGGGUCUCGUCCGGCAGCAACUGGACUCCUUUGACGAGUUCGUGCAGAAUACAAUGCAGGAGCUUGUAGACGAGAAUGCGGACCUCAUUCUUGACCAGGCAGACCAACAUACCGGGCAUGAUGCAGACGUUACGCGCCGCUACGAGAUACAAUUUGGUCAAAUUUACCUGUCGAGACCGACCAUAACGGAAGCAGAUGGCUCAGUCGUGCCAGUGUUCCCGCAGGAGGCUCGACUCAGGAAUUUAACUUAUUCUGCGCCACUAUAUAUCGAGAUGAAGAAGAGAGUUUUGGUUGGCAGAGAAGACCCGGAAAGUGCGACAGGGGAGGUAAUUUGGGAGCAAGAGCAGGAGGAGACAUACGAUGACAGCAGAAAGGUGUGGAUCGGCAAGGUGCCAAUCAUGCUCCGGUCGACAUAUUGCAUCCUGCAUAAAUUGAAGGAUGAGGACCUGUAUGAUCUCAACGAAUGCCCGUACGACUCGGGCGGCUACUUUAUCAUAAAUGGCUCAGAAAAAGUGCUCAUUGCACAGGAACGCAUGGCCACGAAUCAUGUCUACGUAUUCGCGAAGGCGCAGCCAUCGCCCAUCAGCUUCCUCGCCGAGAUACGCAGCGCGGUCGAGAAAGGUGGCAAGACAAUCAGUCAGUUCCAAGUGAAGCUGUACCACCGUAAUCAGGAGCGUUCGUUGGGGAACGUUAUGAAGGCCAGUAUACCAUACAUUAAGGUCGACAUUCCUAUCUGGGUAGUCUUCCGCGCUCUGGGCGUUAUAUCGGAUCGCGACAUCCUUGAACAUAUAUGCUACGAUAUGCAAGAUGCGCAGAUGCUUGAGAUGCUCAAGCCUUGUAUUGACGACGGCUUCGUGAUCCAAGAUCGCGAGGUUGCAUUGGACUUCAUCGGAAACCGUGGAACAACCACCGGUCUUAAUCGAGAGCGCCGCUUGCGAUACGCGCAGGAGAUUCUCCAGAAAGAGAUGCUACCGCACAUCUCGAUGGCGGAAGGUUCGGAGUCGAAGAAGGCUUACUUCUUCGGAUACAUGAUCCACCGGCUCCUCCUCGCUGCUCUAGAGAGGCGUGACCUUGAUGACCGUGACCAUUUCGGCAAGAAGAGACUGGAUCUAGCUGGGCCAUUAUUGGCGAAUUUGUUCCGCAUGCUGUUCCGCAAGUUGACAAAGGACGUCUAUCGAUACUUACAGAAGUGUGUCGAGUCCCACAAAGAGUUUAACUUAAAUCUUGCCGUCAAGUCCAAUACGAUCACCAAUGGUCUUAAAUACUCCCUUGCCACUGGUAACUGGGGUGAUCAGAAGAAGUCGAUGGCGUCGAAAGCCGGCGUGUCACAGGUGCUCAACAGAUACACGUAUGCAUCGACUCUGUCGCACUUGCGACGUUGCAACACUCCAUUGGGAAGAGAAGGCAAGAUUGCCAAGCCCCGACAAUUACACAACACGCACUGGGGUAUGGUCUGUCCAGCCGAGACACCUGAAGGACAGGCAUGUGGUCUUGUGAAGAAUCUCUCUUUGAUGGCGUGCAUCUCUGUCGGAUCGCUUUCAGCUCCCGUCAUCGAGUUUUUGGAGGAGUGGGGUCUAGAGUCACUGGAAGAGAACGCACAUUCAGCUACGCCGUGUACGAAGGUGUUUGUGAACGGCGUGUGGAUGGGUGUUCACCGUGACCCUGCAAACCUGGUCAAGACAAUCAAGAAACUCCGUAGGAAGGAUGAUAUCAGUCCCGAAGUCUCCGUGGUUCGUGAUAUCAGGGAGCGAGAGUUACGUCUCUACACUGAUGCUGGCCGGGUUUGUCGGCCGUUGUUCAUCGUCGAGAACCAGCAGCUGCUUCUGACUAAGAAGCAUAUUGAUUUGCUCAAUCGCUCGGCGGAGGAAGAAAAAGCUCUCCCUGGCAGUGGAUACAAGUGGGACAAUCUGAUCAAAUCUGGGGUUAUCGAGUUAUUGGAUGCUGAAGAAGAGGAGACGGUCAUGAUCUGUAUGACGCCUGAAGACCUCGACAACUCCAGGCUUCAGUCUAGCGGCGUCGAUCCGCAUGCGAAUGACGAAGAUUUCGAUCCCGCUGCACGCCUCAAGGCCGUCACCAACGCCCAUACUUGGACGCAUUGCGAAAUCCAUCCUAGUAUGAUAUUGGGCGUGUGUGCAAGCAUCAUUCCAUUCCCCGAUCAUAAUCAGUCUCCGCGUAACACUUACCAAUCUGCCAUGGGUAAACAAGCUAUGGGUAUCUACUUGACCAACUUCCUGGUCAGAAUGGACACCAUGGCGAACAUCCUCUACUAUCCUCAGAAGCCUCUCGCGACCACUCGUUCGAUGGAGUACUUGCGAUUCCGCGAGCUUCCUGCCGGACAGAACGCGAUUGUUGCAAUUCUGUGCUACAGUGGCUAUAACCAGGAAGAUUCCGUCAUCAUGAAUCAGAGUUCCAUCGACCGCGGUCUUUUCCGAAGCAUGUACUACCGCAGUUACAUGGACUUGGAGAAGAAGAGCGGCGUGCAACAAUUGGAGGAGUUCGAGAAGCCGACUAGGGACACUACUCUCCGCAUGAAGCAUGGCACUUAUGACAAGUUGGAGGAUGAUGGUCUAAUUGCUCCUGGUACCGGCGUCAACGGCGAAGAUAUCAUCAUCGGCAAAACCGCGCCUAUCCCGCCUGACAGCGAAGAGUUGGGCCAGCGUACCAGAGCUCACACCAAACGGGAUGUCUCGACACCUCUGAAGAGCACCGAGAGUGGCAUCAUUGACCAGGUCCUCAUCACGACGAACGCGGAUGGCCAGAAGUUCGUCAAGAUUCGUGUUCGGUCCACACGUGUUCCCCAGAUCGGCGACAAGUUCGCAUCGCGACACGGUCAGAAGGGUACUAUCGGUAUCACGUACCGCCAGGAGGACAUGCCCUUCACGGCAGAAGGUAUUACCCCCGAUAUCAUCAUUAACCCACACGCUAUCCCGUCGCGUAUGACAAUCGGACACUUGGUGGAGUGUCUGCUGUCGAAAGUUGCUACCCUCAUCGGAAAUGAAGGUGAUGCCACCCCUUUCACGGAACUCACUGUGGAGUCGGUUUCCCAGGUUCUGCGGCAGAAGGGAUACCAGUCGCGUGGUCUGGAAGUCAUGUACCACGGGCACACCGGUCGCAAGCUGCAAGCCCAAGUCUAUCUGGGCCCGACAUACUACCAGCGUCUGAAGCACAUGGUGGAUGACAAGAUCCAUUCUCGUGCAAGAGGUCCCGUGCAGAUUCUCACCAGGCAGCCUGUUGAGGGUCGUAGUCGUGACGGUGGUCUGCGCUUUGGUGAGAUGGAGCGUGACUGUAUGAUAUCUCAUGGCGUUGCAGCGUUCCUGAAGGAGCGUCUGUUCGAGGCUAGUGAUGCUUACCGACUGCACGUCUGUGACAUUUGUGGUCUCACGGCUAUUGCUAACCUCAAAAAGCAAACAUUCGAGUGUCGCUCUUGCAAAAACAAGACGGCUUGUUCACAGCUGUAUAUUCCUUACGCCGCGAAGCUGUUGUUCCAGGAAUUGCAAAGUAUGAACAUCGCGGCUCGUCUGUACACAGUCUCCACAGGGCGCAUUAGGGACUAG